AGAGACACGCUUUAGUCAUAACUGUAAUAAAUGCAUUGAGUUUCAAUCAAUCCACACUUUUGUUUUAAUAGUCUGAGAUUUGACGCGUCGAUCCUCUGCCUGCAUAAAAAAAAAUCAAACCGUACAGGGUGAUAUAAAAGGGAAUACCCAGCGUUCCCGUUGAAAUGCACUUAUUUUUCAAAUCGCAUGUCUUAAGGGCUGUGACGUAGCGUAUGUGCGCAUAGUUCCUAUAGUCUUGACGCAGUGUUUGUUGUGACAGUAAUAGAAGAAGCUCAGCGCACCGGCUGCACUGUUGCAUGCACGUCGAGUAGUUAAUUAUUUUACCGCAUUCAACUGCAGUUCCCCCUCCACUCACACUCACACACACUCACAGCGGAAAAAAGAAACAACCUUCACGCGAACAACACCUGUGCUUUGUGGAAUACUUGAGCUUUUCUUUUUCUUUUCCUACGUGAAACGGGAAUAUCGUCUGCGAGGACUCUGGAAAUGCCGUGUGCUUUAGAGACAUUUGGAUGGGGAAAACGGAGUGGCUCCACGAAAGCUGUCGGCGGGGAUAGAGAGGAGAAAAGCAUCCUGGAAUGAAACCAAUCUAAACCCCUUCGACGGCGAUUUCUGUGGACAUUUCCAGCACUUGCCCUGUAUGUGGACUGUUUUUUCCCCCGCGCGAGCGAGCGAGCGAGCAAGCAAGCAUUCCCUCAUCCGAUGGAUUUUUGCCUUUGCAGCUCAGCAGAGGGUGUUAGAUCUGCCAGUGAACGCCGGUCUGAAAAGUCCAGAAUCUCUCAGCGACCGUCUUUGUGAUACAAACGCGUUGAGCGAAGCCGUCGGAGUCCGAGGAGGGAUGCUAAAGAUGUAAGAAUCUCGGAUUAAUCUUACUGCGAUGCAUUGAGAUGUACGCGGUGUGAUUUGAGCACCACGGGAGAAAGAACAGCUCCCGCGCCGUGGAUAUGUGAGAAAUGCACAAGGUCAGUGAUUUGCGAGCCCGAAAAGCCAAAUAAUUGAGUUGAAGAUGUCAUUCUGUAAGCUUUAAGAUUGUUUUGAGAGCAUGCGAUGGGGAGGUGAUGAAAGAAAGGCUUCUUGCUGUCGAUUUUUCUCAAUCUGGACAUAGCGAGCUGAGCAUGGAUAUAAUCACAGAGUGUCCUCUGCUUUUCUAGACUGGAGAUAUAUCUCAUUUCUCGCCCUCUUGCUGAUUGUAUUCAUGUCUUGAUGUCGGGGAUGAUUGUGUCGUAUUGAAAAUGCUGCUUUGGAUUGUGUUGCUGAAGGCGGCUCUUUGUGUAGCUAUCGGGAAUGUUACAAGGGACGUCUGUAAGGAGCAGAUCUGCUCCUGCAAUGCAAUAGAAGGCGAUUUGCACAUUGACUGUGAGAAAAGGAGCCUCACGAACCUGCACCAUUUGACAGGUCCGAGCUCCCAGUUUUACCAUCUCCUGCUUCACGGGAAUUCUUUGUCCAGACUGUUCCCCAACGAGUUCGCGAACUUUUACAAUGCCGUGAGCUUGCAUUUGGAGAACAAUGGCUUGCACGACAUUGUGCCCGGCGCGUUCCUGGGACUGCAGCUCGUCAAACGGCUGCACAUCAAUAACAACAAGAUCAGGUCUUUCAAAAAGAACACCUUUCUCGGUCUAGACGACCUGGAGUACCUUCAAGCCGACUUCAACCUUCUGAGGGACAUCGACCCGUCCGUGUUCAGGGACUUGAGUAAGCUCGAAGUUUUAAUCUUGAACGACAACCUUAUUAGCGCUCUUCCCAUCAACGUGUUUCAGAACGUGCCCAUCACGCAUCUCGAUCUGAGAGGGAACCGAAUAAAAACGUUGCCUUACGAAGGGAUUCUAGAGCAAAUACCUGGCAUCGUGGAGGUUUUGUUGGAGGACAACCCGUGGGAUUGCAACUGCGACCUGGUUUCCCUAAAGGAAUGGCUAGAGAACAUCCCGCAGAACGUGCUCAUCGGAAGGGUCAUUUGCGAGGCGCCCACUCGGCUGCAGGGUAACGACCUGAACGAAACGGCCGAGACGGAGCUGUGCCCUUCAAAGAGCGGCAUGGACUCCAGCCUGGUGGCGCCUCCCACCCAGGAUGAGACCCCUGAUCGCGGCCCCCGUCCCACGCCCUCUAAAACGAGCGGGGUGACGGAGUCCCACGCCGGCGGGGGAGGGCACAACAGGGGCCGUCCGAAAGCCAGGGAGAACUGGCAGCUAAAAACCAAGCCCACGGCCAUGGCGACAGGCGCCGUCGACAGGGAGCCGCCGGCAAACUCCACGUGCCCCCAGUUCUGCGAUUGUAAGCUGAUAGGCACCAGGCAAGGUCUCGGGGUCAACUGCGAGGGCAAGAAGAUCGAAAGCGUGGCCAAUCUCAAACCCAAGCCCCUGAGCGCGCACGAGCUGAAUCUGCGCGACAACAACAUUCACACCAUCAGAAGGAACCAGCUCCGAGGCUACCACAGCUUGAAUCUGCUCGAUUUGGGCGGGAAUAACAUCAAAAUGAUCGAAAACGGCACUUUCCACAAUCUGACCGAGUUGAGGUGGCUCUACAUGGACAAGAACUACUUGGAUACGUUAAUGGCGGAGAUGUUUGCUGGACUUCAGAACUUGGAGUAUCUCAGUUUGGAAUAUAACGACAUCCAGCUCAUAAUGCCGGGCACCUUCAGCCCGAUGCCCAACUUGAGGGUGCUCUUCCUCAACAACAACCUGCUCAAAGCUCUCCCCGUGGAUGCGUUCUUGGGAGUUUCUUUGUCUAAGAUAAGCUUGCAUAACAAUUAUUUCACCUAUCUCCCUGUGCCAGGAGUCUUAGACCAGCUCAACUCUAUCAUCCAGAUCGAUUUGCACGGGAACCCCUGGGAUUGCACGUGCAACAUCGUUCCCUUCAAGCAGUGGACGGACAAGCUCGGGGCGGACGUCAUCGUGAGCGACCUCAAAUGCGAGUCCCCCGAGCAGUUCUGGAAGAGGGAUUUCCGGCGGAUCAGGAAUGAUCUGAUGUGCCCUCAGCUCUACGACAAGAUCUCCCCCACCUCCCUGUCCAAAAACAGCACUUUCCCGGCAGACACGGGGACGAGGCCCAACUCCUACCUGGAGCCUAGCAGAGUGUCCAUUUCGGUGCUUGUGCCCGGUCUGCUCUUGGUUUUCGUGACGUCUGCCUUCACCGUGGUGGGAAUGCUGGUCUUUAUCCUGCGCAAUCGAAAGAGAUCGAAGCGGAGAGACGGCAACUCUUCUGCGUCAGAAAUCAAUUCUUUACAGACAGUGUGCGACUCGUCCUACUGGCACAGCGGAGCUUAUCAUGCAGACGGGCCGCACAGAGGUUACGACUGUGGUGCCCACUCUCUCUCUGACAAAUGAUGCUCAUGGAGACACGAGUGAGCAAACGGACGAACUGCGUUUCGUAUGUUGCGGUGACAAUGGAGGGCGACACACAAACAUUGGACCUCGGACUCGCCUCUGUGGGAAAAAAUAACCUAUUUUUGUUGCUUC
This is a messenger RNA of Labeo rohita (rohu), 3452 nucleotides long. Its product is annotated as SLIT and NTRK-like protein 1. Gene Ontology annotation, biological process: axonogenesis; positive regulation of synapse assembly; regulation of presynapse assembly. NCBI's taxonomy places the organism in Eukaryota, Metazoa, Chordata, Actinopteri, Cypriniformes, Cyprinidae. Bases 1233 to 3320 code for a protein of 695 amino acids. The transcript has a single exon. The record is from RefSeq and is a predicted model, not a curated record. Gene Ontology annotation, cellular component: glutamatergic synapse; postsynaptic density membrane; GABA-ergic synapse. Gene Ontology annotation, molecular function: protein binding.